Messenger RNA from Capsicum annuum, 2016 nucleotides. Its product is annotated as probable flavin-containing monooxygenase 1. The transcript is spliced from 5 exons. The coding region runs from base 300 to 1850 and encodes 516 amino acids. Gene Ontology annotation, molecular function: NADP binding; N,N-dimethylaniline monooxygenase activity; flavin adenine dinucleotide binding. The record is from RefSeq and is a predicted model, not a curated record. Lineage: Eukaryota; Viridiplantae; Streptophyta; Magnoliopsida; Solanales; Solanaceae.
AUAUAAAAAAAACAAUGAGGAUAUCAAGGCCUACUAAAAACAUAUAAUCAUAUCAAGUUUUGUACAUAUCGACCUGUCAAAGUACUAGUUCUAGUGCAUAUUUUAUUCAUUGGUAUGCUAUUAGAUUAACUUAUAAUUUCCACAUUUCACUCCACCAGAUGAUUAUUUUUUCAAACUCAAUAGAAUUAGAUUAAUUAUAUAUCAUCCCGCCAUCCUUUUAAGUAGUGCAGUUUAGACAUCGAACCACAUGUACAUUUACAGUGAGAGGGAGAGGGAGUGGGUGUGUUGAAGAAAAGAGAAUGUCAAAUGAUGGCAGAAAGAAGGAGGUGGUUGGGAUAAUAGGAGCUGGAAUCAGCGGCCUCUUAGCCUGCAAAUACUGUGUUUCUAAAGGAUUCGAUCCCAUUGUGUUCGAGUCGGAGAGUAGCAUUGGAGGUGUGUGGACUAAGACCAUCGAGAACACUAAGCUGCAGACACCAAAACCCCUUUACCAAUUCUCUGAUUUUCCAUGGCCUGGUUCCGUCACGGAAAUGUUCCCUGACCAACACACCGUGCUGGAGUACAUUGAAUCGUAUGCAAGUCGCUUUGAUUUGCUCACACGCAUUCAGUUCAAUAACAAAGUGUUGAACCUCAGCUACUCUGAGACGGACGCAAUUAGUUGGACCGGAGAAUGGAUGUCUAAAGGGAAAUGGAACGUCACUGUACAACACACUCCAACCCUUUCCAUAAAGGUAUACCAAGUUGAUUUUGUGAUAGUAUGUGUGGGAAGGUUCAGUCAAGUCCCAAACAUCCCUGAAUUUCCUCCAAACAAAGGCCCUGAGGUUUUUGAAGGAAAAGUAAUCCAUUCAAUGGAUUAUUCAAAGAUGGACUCCGCAACUGCAACCAACUUUGUCAAAGGAAAAAAUGUGGCCGUUGUUGGAUUUCAAAAAUCAGGACUGGACAUUGCCAUGGAGUGCUCCACGGUAAAUGGGGUUGAACGUCCAUGCACUGUAGUAAUCAGGACACCACAUUGGAACCUUCCUGAUUAUUUCCCGUGGGGAUUCCCUAUGGCUAAACUCUAUUUAAAUAGAUUCUCAGAACUUAUGGUGCAUAAACCUGGUGAAGGCCUUCUUUUGUAUCUCAUGGCUACAAUUCUCUCGCCUCUGAGGUGGGGCUUCUCAAAGUUUGUGGAAAGCCAUAUAAAACACAAGCUCAAGCUCUCAAAACACGGGAUGGUCCCAGAUCAUAGUUUCUUAAACGAAUUGAGUGCGUGUUUAGUUUCUACAGUGCCUGAGGGCUUCUACAACAGAGCAGAGGAAGGACGUCUCAAGCUCAAGAAGGCUAAGAAAUUUGGUUUCUCAAAAGAAGGUAUCGUACUUGAAGGUCAAGAUGAACCGAUUAAAUCGGACUUGGUCAUACUGGCUACCGGCUUCAACGGAAUAGACAAGCUCAAACACAUUUUUGAAUCACCAAAAUAUCAGGAAUUCAUAGCAGGCUCAGAUGAUUCUGCUGCAGUUCCUCUCUAUAGGGAAUGCAUCCAUCCCCAAAUUCCACAACUGGCAAUAAUUGGAUUCUCAGAAAGCAUAGCUAAUCUAUACACCUCAGAAAUAAGGUGCCGAUGGUUGGCAGAGCUUCUUGAUGGAAAAUUCAAGCUACCUAGCAUGAAGGUGAUGGAGAAAGACAUAGCAGAAUGGGAUAAAUACAAGAAGAGAUACUCAAAGAAGUACUACAGGAGAUCAUGCAUCGGUGCAUUGCAUAUUUGGCACAACGACCAACUCUGCAAGGACAUGGGCUGGAAUCCUAAGAGGAAAAAGGGUCUUUGGGCUGAGUGGCUCGAACCUUACGGACCAAUGGACUACGCAGGCCCAAUAUAAGAUCAGCACCCAAGUUUCUCAUCCCAGUCUUUCCCUUUGUUUUUUAGUUCUUCCCAAGUUUCAUGUUGUACUAUCUUAUAAGUAUGAACUGUCACUUUCUCACUCAACAUAAAAGCUUAUUGAUUCCACUCAGGAAAGCUUUAUACAUCAGCUUGACAUUCAUUCA